This is a messenger RNA of Zingiber officinale, 2504 nucleotides long. RefSeq names its product WD repeat-containing protein 43-like. The transcript is spliced from 13 exons. Lineage: Eukaryota; Viridiplantae; Streptophyta; Magnoliopsida; Zingiberales; Zingiberaceae. The record is from RefSeq and is a predicted model, not a curated record. The coding region runs from base 377 to 2335 and encodes 652 amino acids. Gene Ontology annotation, molecular function: protein binding.
UAAAGAACCCGUUAUCGAUCCCCUCCCUCCUUCUCGCCAUCACCAAGACGCUGGGACGCCGCAGUUUCGACACUUUUACAGCUCCGGCUGCCGACCGCCUACAGCCGACCGGCGACCGCUAUCCCCUGCACCCUGGUGAGAUAUUCUAAUCUAUACGGUUCUAUCCGGUUCGCAGUCCACACGGCACACGGAUCUCUCGCCGCACUCUUCUCCUGCUGUCCUGUCUUCUCCUGAGCACACUCUUCUCUACAAGAAGGCCGGAGAGGACAAGGUGCCGUGACUGUUGUCUUCUCCUGUCCUACCUACUGGUACCAUACUCUGUAGUUGGGAGCUUCUUCUUUAAUCUUUAUCCCAUCUUACUCCCUACCAUUUCAAGAUGGCUAUCAACUUUCAUGACGUCAGAGGUCUCCUAGCGGCCUUCAGCCCCUCUUCAGAGUUCUUCGCCAUUUCUUCGGGUGACGGUCGUAUUAAGAUAUGGGACACCAUAAAAGGUCAGUUGCAGACGGAGUUUUCAGAUUUAUCGCCUUCUGAUGCAUCAAGCCUUUUGUCUCAGCCUAAAAGUGGGCACCUUUCGCUUGACUAUACCUGCAUGAAAUGGGUUCCACUUGAAAGAAAGAAGAAAAGAAAAUCAGGAAGCUCCCUCUUGGUGUUGGGAACUGGGAACGGCGAUGUUCUAGCGCUGGAUGUAUCUGCUGGACAAUUGAAGUGGAAAAUUAGUGACUGUCAUCCUGGGGGUGUGAAUGCUGUUUGUUUUUCUGAGUUUCAUCGAUCUGUGUACACAACGGGUGUUGAUGGUAUGGUUUGUGAGAUUGAUGCAGCGAAGGGGAGCUUGAUAGGAAAAUUUAGGGCAUUUACUAAAUCAAUUUCUUCUAUGGCUGUUUCUGCUGAUGGUAAAAUAUUGGCCACUGCAUCUGGACAGCUGAAGACUUUUGGUUGUUCUGAUAACAAGAAACUACAAAAGUUUUCUGGACACCCAGUGGCUGUUCGGUGCAUGAUUUUCAGUCAAGAUGGGCAAUAUAUCAUGACAUCUGGAGUUGGUGAGAGACAUAUUGCCAUUUGGAAAGUAGGCGGAGACAAAAAGCAAUCUGCUAGUUGUAUUCUCUCAAUGGAGCAUCCAGCUGUUUUUCUGGACGGUAAAGAUGUACAAAAGGAUGAAAAGUUUGGAGAGGGGUUUUCUGUUCUGGCCAUUUCUGAAGUUGGCAUGGGUUAUUUUUGGUAUGGAAGUAACCUUGAAGAAUUGCGCCAUAGUCAGCCCACAAAGAUCUCAGUUUUUAUGGAGCCAAAGAUAAAUGAUUUGGGCAUAUAUGGAGCAAAACUUCUAGAUUCAGCUAAAGCUGCUUCAGGACAUGUUUUCCUUGCUUAUGGUUCACUAGUUAAGCCUUCAUUUCAGAAACUGUUGGUACAUUAUGGAACAGACAUUAAAUUAGAUGACUCCAAAGGUGGUAUUCUUUUGCCAAUUGACAGCUUUCCUCAUCCUCAGAAGCCACAAAUGAGGAGCAUGAAAGGAACAGUUACUGCACUAGAUCGAACAAAUGCAGAACAUGCUGUUCUUCCAAUUCCAAAGCUACAUACGCAUGAUAAGAAGAGAAAGCAUUCUAUGGCAAAAUCGACUGCAGAUAUUGAGGAUGCUAUAACUGAUCCAAUAAUCAAGGAAGUGAAAAAACAAUCAACUGAUAGAAGAGUUGUCCUGCAAAGAAUGGAGAAAGAUACAAUAUGCUUAGAAGAUAAGCUGAGAGAACUGGGAUUUAUCAGUGACAAUGAUUGUUCCAAGGAAGCAAGUGAUCCAAGUAGUCCUACUAGUACUUCUCUAGAUCUCUACAGUGGCGACAUGAUAUCAAGUGAUGCAAAAAUUUCUUCAAGGAAGAUAAGGCUGCACGUCUCGUCCAUGAACUCUGCUGAUGCUUACAAUUUCCUUGAAGACCUUAUUUCUGCUUGGAGGAAAAGAACACCUGGUUUAAAGAAUGUUCUUCAAUGGAUAUAUUAUAUUCUGCUCAUGCAUGGUCAGUUUGUUGCAAGUAAAGAUUCAUCAGCUGGAAUGCUAGAUGGUCUGCAAAAGGCAUCUAAAAAUAUGAUAAGGUUAAGAUGUGCGUCCAUCAAUCAUUUACUGAAGCUAUCCGGUAGAAUUCGACUAAUCAUGACUCAGAUCGAUAAAAUCGGUAAGAAAGUAUCAAUGGAUGAGCACCUCGGCGAAGGUGGCAAAAUGCUGAGCGACGAUGAUGAAGAUGUUGGUUUCGAUGAUGAAAACAACGAAGACGAAGAGAUCGAUGAGAUGUUGUAUGGAGAAGAUGAGAGUAAUAGCGAUGACGAUGAUGACCAUGAACUGGGUCAGACAUGAUCGCUCUCGAAGUUCCUUUUGUAGUUGAUUAGAUAUAUCAACACUCUUGAACUAUGUAUUUCAAUGGUGUGCGCGAUGUGUAUCGAAGAUUGAGAUUCAAUACCCAACUUCUACGGAAAAUUUUGUUCUGUAUACAAUUUUGCAGUGCUAAAGUCUUUUUUAUCUUUUA